GGGAUCCAGUACCUGAUUGAGCAACAGGUAUUGUCCUCAGACCUGCAGGAGAUCGCCAAAUUCCUCCACAAGGGUGAAGGCCUGAACAAGACAGCCAUCGGGGAUUACCUGGGUGGGAGGGACCCCACAAACAUUCAGAUCCUCCAAGCCUUUGUGGCAUGUCACCAGUUUGCCAAUCUCAACCUGGUGCAGGCACUGAGGCAGUUUCUAUGGAGCUUCCGGCUGCCUGGGGAAGCACAGAAGAUUGACCGGAUGAUGGAAGCCUUUGCCAACUGGUACUGCAAGUGUAACCCAGGAGUGUUCCAGUCUACAGAUACCUGUUAUAUACUCUCCUUCUCUAUCAUCAUGCUUAACACCAGCCUGCACAACCCCAAUGUGAAAGACAAACCCCCCUUUGAAAGGUUUGUGUCUAUCAACAGAGGCAUUGACAAUGGAGGGGACCUGCCAGAAGAGCUCUUAAAGAAUCUGUUUGAGAGAGGACGUGUGAAAACCUGGAAACGUCGCUGGUUCAUCCUGACUGAUAACUGCCUGUACUACUUUGAAUAUACCACGGACAAAGAGCCUCUGGGCAUUAUCCCCCUGGAGAACCUAUCUGUCCGGAAGGUGGAUGAUCCCAAAAAAACAAACUGCUUUGAGCUCUUCAAUCCCAACUGCAAAGGGCAGAAGAUCAAAGCCUGCAAAACAGAUGGGGAUGGGAAAGUGGUUGAAGGCAAGCAUCAGUCCUACAAGAUCUCAGCAGCCACACCAGCAGAACGUGAUGCGUGGAUUGAGGCAAUACGGACCAGCAUCACACAGGAUCCUUUCUAUGAUCUGGUCUCUGCCCGUAAGAAAAAGAUUGCCAGCAAAAACUGAGCCCUGACAUGGUCACUGACAGCAGGAAGAUGCAGUCGUUGGGCAGCUUCCCUCCAAUGCUGG
Messenger RNA from Tauraco erythrolophus (red-crested turaco), 915 nucleotides. Lineage: Eukaryota; Metazoa; Chordata; Aves; Musophagiformes; Musophagidae. The record is from RefSeq and is a predicted model, not a curated record.